This is a messenger RNA of Rubroshorea leprosula, 497 nucleotides long. NCBI's taxonomy places the organism in Eukaryota, Viridiplantae, Streptophyta, Magnoliopsida, Malvales, Dipterocarpaceae. The record is from the annotation of a GenBank genome assembly.
GAGCCUGAUGCACUCGAGGCAUAUGAGGCACGAUAGAACGCUGGAUGAGGAUGUGGUGACGAAUGAUUGGAUCUUGGAAAGAUCAACGGCGGUGAGGGAGGAUGACAACGACGAUUCUAAGUAGGAUUUGAAGAUAGAGCUCGAGAGCUCAGAUCCAGCAUUAGAGUGGUCGCGGUCGGAGUCGGUAUCGGAGUCCGAAAGUAUCUGUGGCGGCUUGAAAUUAGCAGAAGCCAUCUUCCAGCUUGAGUCAGUGUGCCAGAGAGGAUGUCAUUCUGGAGAUUGUGGGCAGUGUCCACUUCAGGGGAAGAAGAUGAAGGGGAAUGAGAUCUUGUGUGAAGAGAAUUGAAGGAAUAAAAGGGUUUUCUGAUAAAAUGAGGAACGACGCUGUUUUGGAGGUGUGGACUGUAAAUUUUUUUUACAAUCCGUACUGAAAAAAAGUUUUUUUUUUUUUUAUCUUUUUUAAAUAAAAUUUAUAUAAAUAAAAUUAAUACUUAACA